Messenger RNA from Callorhinchus milii (elephant shark), 573 nucleotides. Its product is annotated as death-associated protein-like 1-A. Gene Ontology annotation, biological process: apoptotic signaling pathway; negative regulation of autophagy; cellular response to amino acid starvation. The transcript has 4 exons. The record is from RefSeq and is a predicted model, not a curated record. The coding region runs from base 170 to 496 and encodes 108 amino acids. Lineage: Eukaryota; Metazoa; Chordata; Chondrichthyes; Chimaeriformes; Callorhinchidae. Gene Ontology annotation, molecular function: death domain binding.
CCAACCCUUUCUCCCCAACAAAGAGGCUGUACUGUCACGUGUGCUGUGAGCUGGUCCUGUAAACAGUCCAAGAGAGAGAGAGAGAGUGAGUGAGUGAGUGUGAGACACACAGAGUAAAGGGUGGGAAUUGAUGGUUUGGUGAAGCAGAGAGAGAGAGAGAGAAAAAAAAAUGGUUCAAACAGUGGAAGCCAAUCUUUGCAAUUCUUCUCUCAAGGCUGGACAUCCUCCUGCAGUGAAAGCUGGUGGUAUGAGGAUCACCAAGAAACAGGGGAAUGAGGAAAAUGCGAGCGGCGACAAAGAAAUCAAGAAGCGUCCUGUUGAAAGCUCAAGUUCGGCUGUCAACUCCUCAAAAAUGAGCUUCAUCUUAGCCAGAACUAUUGAUAAGCUGAACCGAAACGUCCCAGUUUCAGAUGCACAUCAAAAGCUCCAACCUGCUGUUGAAAAGCUGCCACCACCGAGACAAUUGCAUGUCAUUCACCAGCCACGGAAACAAUGAAUGAGAUGCGUUGACUAACAAGUGAUGAACGGCGAUAAAUCUCAUACACAGAAGAGAAAUUGGUGUAAUGGUGGGUG